Molecule: messenger RNA, 579 nt
Organism: Botrytis deweyae
Lineage: Eukaryota; Fungi; Ascomycota; Leotiomycetes; Helotiales; Sclerotiniaceae
Exons: 1
Coding region: 1-579 (192 amino acids)
Source: RefSeq, a predicted model, not a curated record
AUGACUAUGUUGUCUUACGAUAGUGCUCCAGAGCAUCUUCUCGCGCUAAAACUACAAAGAGAAAGCAUUCUUCAACCUAAAAAGCCAGUGCAACAACCAAUCGCCGUCGAUAGCAACUGGGAUUUGACUCAUGCUAACGAAGAUCUUUCAACCUUGAACAACUCUAAUCGUUCGAAGGAGAAGACCAAGACGAGACCUGAGCAGCAAACUUCCAGUCAAUUAGAAGCUUCCGGUGUGGAAAGCGGAGAUGAUCCUUCUCGAGAAAAUCCACACCAAACCGUUCAUAUCAAGUCGUCGAACCUACCAAUUCUUUCGCGUAUGUUCCCCAAAAAAGUUGAAGAGUACGCUGCCAAGCCAUUGGAUUGGAGAACUUUUGUUACAGUCAUGGACGACGCCGAAUUUGCAGCAAUGGAGUCUGGUGGCUCUGCUGUUACAUUUCUUAAUACUGUUAAUGGUGGUAGGAUAGUGUUCCACAAGCCACAUCCCACUGCGAAGGUUGAACAAUUUAUGUUGCAGGCGUGGGGAAAACGAUUAGGCCAGUGGUUUGGAUGGACUAGAGAGUCAUUUGUUGUUACAUGA